This is a messenger RNA of Rotaria sordida, 1563 nucleotides long. NCBI's taxonomy places the organism in Eukaryota, Metazoa, Rotifera, Eurotatoria, Philodinida, Philodinidae. The record is from the annotation of a GenBank genome assembly.
AUGGCUUCUGCACAAUUUCAAAUUUUAUCUAUUCUCUGUCGAACAUCACGUCGAGUUGUAAACGGUGCUCUCAUAGAAUUUGCUGCAAUGACAAUAUUAUCGCCAAGUGCAUUAUCACGCGAUGUAAUCAGCACCUAUAUAGGCACGUCUAUUGAACCAUUCCAGAAAAAUACACUUGAUAAUUUCCGUUCAUUCUAUCAAUUUGUGUCAUCUUUAAUUAAAGAACAACAGUUUUUAUCUGCAUUAAGAACAAAUUUCUAUACGAGAGGUGUUCUCGGUAGCAAUAAUUUUGUAACUUUUCCUGCCAUUUAUCCACAACAAGUCGAUUUAACCCAAUCGUCAUUCAUGUCGAAUGAAACAUGUCAAUGUGAUCGUACAAGUGAUUGUGUUUAUCCUGCUGGUAUUUAUAAUCAAACGCGAUCUAUCAUUCCGAAUGAAGUCUUUUCACUUGAUGUAUCACCUCUAUUCAUGAUUCCAGGAUUUCAAGUAGGAUGUCUACCACAAAAUGCAUUAUUUCAAUCAACAUUGGAAUGCUUUUACAACCAAACAUGUUUAGAUAUUGUGAUUUCGUUGACUGGUGCUCUUCGUACUGUCUCACCUCUAAAUAUUUCAAACUCUAAUUCACGAUUUAGUCCAACAACAACAAUUGCUGUUCUUUUUGAUAAUCUAAUGAUUGAGUCUUGGGAAAAUUCUAUUCAUUUUGCCACUUAUUUUCAAACUUGUGCACCUAAAGCCUGUUCAUAUUCAUAUGUACAACGGUUUUUUCUCAUUUACAUGAUUACAACCAUAGUUAGUAUCUUUGGUGGAAUUCGCGUGGCAGUAUAUAUAGCAUCUCCAUUGUUUGUAAAAUUCAUUUUACGUUUAUGUCGUCAGCGGGUUCAAAUGAUCGAAGCUGAUGAAGGACAUGAAUCCAGUAGAAUUAUUUCACAACAAGUCAUUGUCAGAAAUCCAAGUAUCGAUCAAUUUGAACAUCUUCAUGACAUGUAUUCAUCGAUUCUAUCAUGUCCAUGUCGUAAUUCAUCGAUACAACGUUCAACGUUUAUAUCCAGCGAAGUACAAAUUCAUCCAUUUUGUACAAGUAGUUUUGUUCGUGAUGAUCGUUGGCUCCAAUAUUGGACAAUGAAAUUUCUCGAUGGCAUUGUUCUUGGAUGCACAUUUAUGAAUGGUCUUUCACAGUCGACAUUUGAAUGUUUCUAUGAUGAUGAUUGCGUCAAUCAACUAAAUGAACUGCUUGGCACUUCAUUUACUACAUUUAAUCUUAAUGCAACACAGUUUCCACCAACAACUCCAAUCGGAUCGAUUCUAGAUGAGGGUUCCAUAGCAGCCGUGGAUUUGUCAGCGAAUUAUUCUGCAUAUUUUCAAAUAUGUGCUCCAUCAAUAUGCCAAUAUCAUUAUGUUGAACAAAAUGGUGUUGUUUACAUAUUCACAACACUCCUUGGAUUAUAUGGUGGAUUAACUGCAGGUCUACACAUUUUCGUAUGGUAUUUAUUGGGUCUUUAUCGAGUCAUGGUCAAGCGUUGUUCAUGUUUGUUGCAACGCGUACAUCCGUCGUCCUCAACUUGA